Messenger RNA from Passer domesticus (house sparrow), 2063 nucleotides. RefSeq lists its product as uncharacterized. The transcript is spliced from 20 exons. NCBI's taxonomy places the organism in Eukaryota, Metazoa, Chordata, Aves, Passeriformes, Passeridae. The record is from RefSeq and is a predicted model, not a curated record. The coding region runs from base 86 to 1858 and encodes 590 amino acids.
CCUGCUGCUCCUGGCCGUGGCCCUGCCUGCCAGGGCUGCCCAGGCUGCUCCGCUGCAAGCGCGGCGAGCAGACUGGAAUAGUGACAUGGGUUUCCAGGAAGUCCUGAUGAAUGAUGGUUUGAAGUUCCUGGAGGAUGCUGGAGCUGAACCUGCUGGUGAAGGCCCCACAUCCAGGACUGAGGCUCUGGGAGAUGCUGAGGGGAGGACUUUCAUACGUCCUUUGGUGGUUAUUGCUGACAAGCCCAGCUCCCAUGGCAGGGUUCCUCCAAACAGGAAGAUGCAAGACACAAGUGACAAGAUAUCCCUGGAACGAUCCAAACAGACGAGGCAAGUGCUGAAGGAACUCCUGCAGACAAGACAAGAAAUUAAAGGAAAGCCUAUGCAGAAGGAAGCAUUUCCCGGUGGAAGCAGUGGCUCCAUGCCAGCCUCUGCUCCAGGAAGGGAGGUCAUGCCAGGCACAAUCAAGGAAGAUGAGGUUGCUGGGAAGGCUUCUCCAUCAGCUUGGAUGAAUAAAGUUUUGAUGCCCUUGGAGCCUCCUGCGGAUGUGUCUACAGGGAGGACUUCUCCAGCUCCUACCUUGGAUGCUGUACACAAGCCCAGCUCCCAUCACAGGGGUUCUCCGACAAGGAAGAUCCUAUACACAACAGAUAAGAUAUCCGUGGAACAAUCUAAACAGAGGAGGCAAGAGCUGAAGGAACUCCUGCAGACAAGACAAGAGAUGGACAUAGUGCUUCAGUGGAAGGUGGCAUUUAUUGAAGGAAGCACUCCAUCUUCGGUGCCAGCCCCUGCUGCAGGAAGGAAGGCAAAGCCAGACACGGGCACAGGCACAGCAGACUGGGAGGCUGGGAAGGAUUCUGCAUUAGCCUGGCGCUCUGAAGUUGUGAAGCCCUCUGGGCAUUCUGCAGGCGUGUCUGCAGGGACGACUUCACCAACUCCUACCUUGGAUGAUACAGAAAAGCCCAGCUCCCAUGGCAGGGGUCCUACAACAGGAGAGACCAAAGACAUGGCAGAAAAGAAAUUCCAGGACCCAUUAGAAAUCAUGUGGCAAAUGCUGAAGGAAUGUCUGCAGACAAGACAAGAAAUAAAAGGAGAGCCUGUGCAGAAGGAAGCAUUUGCAAGAGGAAGCAGUGGUUCCAUGCCAGCCUCUGCUCCAGGAAGGGAGGCAAUGCCAGGCACAGGCACGGGAGCUGAACCUGCUGGUGAAGGCCCCACAUCCAGGACUGAGGCUCUGGGAGAUGCUGAGGGUGUAUCUGCAGGGAGGACUUCUCCAGCUCCAGGGCUGGGUGCUUGGCCCCAACCCAGCUCCCAUGGCAGGCGUCCUCCAAAAGGGAAGACCCAAGAUACUGCAGCUAAAAUGUCUCAUGACUCAGGUGAAUUCCUGAGACAAACACAGAAGGAAGCACCCGGAGGACAAGUGAUGGACCAAAAGGCUGUGCAGAAGGAGGAACAGCCAGGGAGAAGCAGUGGCUCAUUGGCAGCCCUAGCUGCAGGAAAGAAGGCAAUGACAGACACAGGCACAGGCACAGCAGAUGCAGGCAGCACCACAAGACCUGUUCCUAAUGCCCAGGAUGGCUUCGGAAGGGGUUUCUGUCAGGGAACCGGCUGCUGGCUAGGGUUACUGGGAGGCAUGCUUUAUUUGGAGUUUGUCUUCAUGAUGUGCUGCAUUGGAAUCUGGUAUUCCUGGAACAGAAAACAGAGCACCUCUGGACAGCAGUUGGAAGAUGGUGGCUGCACCUCACACCCAGACAGCGUGAGCAGCUCCUCCAGCAGCAGGAACGGCCUGGACAGCCCUCUCAAGUGUUCUGUGAAGAGGACCCCAGAACAACCGUCUACGAGGAAGCCUCUUAUUGCCCCAUAGAUCCCACUGCCAUCUGCUCUCCCCAUGGGCCUCCCCAAGCUGCCUUCAUCCCUUUUUUUCUCUCCAUCUGUCCCAUCCCAGCCAACCCGAGUUCCUCCAGAGACACCAGGACCAGCCCAGCACCUUCCAGCCCUUCCUGAGACCAACACAUCCCUUCCUCUGCCCCUGAGCCCUCUGGCCUUGCCCUCUAAGAAACACUGAAGGU